AUGAUGACGGGCGGUCCCGUCGUCGUGCUCUUCUUCUCCCUACUUGUGUGCGCACUUGGAGGGAUAUUUUCUAAGACUACCUCGGAAUGGAAACAAUACCAUAGUCAUGAGGCUCUUCUUGACAAAUUAUUGGAGAUCGUUCAGAAAUGCCCACAGAUUUCUACGCUGUACAGUAUUGGACGAUCAGUCGAAGGACGUGAAUUGGUUGUCAUUCAGUUCUCCACUACACCAUCAGAACAUGUAGCCUUGAAGCCAGAGAUGAAGUAUGUCGGAAAUAUGCACGGGAACGAACCGAUCGGUCGAGAACUGCUCAUUCGCUUGGCUGACUAUCUUUGCGAUUCUGCUAUCAACAAGGAUAAGGAAGUCCUACAACUUCUGAACUCCACUUCCAUCCAUAUUCUUCCAUCCAUGAAUCCUGACGGGUUCGAUUUGGCCCUAAAUACGGAUCCUGCUGAUCGUGGGUGGUUAACCGGUAGAGGUAAUGCCAAUGGAGUUGAUCUAAAUAGGGACUUCCCAGAUCUUGAUGGAGUCUUUUAUGAGCUUGAGAAGCUGAAAGUACCGCGAUUCGACCAUCUCAUGGAACUGUUUUCUGAUGAGAAAGAACGCCAACCGGAAACAGUAGCAGUUGGUCAAUGGACUCUGUCGUUGCCAUUCGUGUUGUCCGCCAACCUUCACGAAGGGGACCUUGUCGCUAACUAUCCAUUUGAUUCCACCAAACAAGAGGGAACCAACCAGUAUUCUGCUUCUCCUGAUGACGGCACCUUCAGAUGGCUCGCACAAAAUUACGCCAAGAAUCAUGCUCAUAUGGCGAAGAAUGAUCAUCCACCGUGCGAUGGCACCUCUAAGGAUGCUUUUGCAAGACAAGGAGGUAUUACAAACGGAGCGAAAUGGUACUCUGUAUCCGGUGGAAUGCAAGACUUCAACUACCUCGCUACAAAUGCUAUGGAGCUCACCUUAGAACUCAGCUGCGAAAAGAUGCCCGACGGCAAGCAGUUGCCGCAGUUCUGGCAGGACAACAAGAAGGCACUCAUGGAGUACAUGUUUGCUCACAUCGCCAAAACCCAUGACCUGAAAGGUCAACUGCCUGAAGGGAGCAUGGAAUCCUUGACAACAACCGUUCGUUUCGUCACGCUGAACUGCCGAACACUAUCGAGUGAACUCCAACAAGCCGCUCUAUCCAGACUUCUGCGAUAUCUCUGUGUGCCUUUUUCUGCACUGCAGGAAACACGCAUGAGAGAUCGGCCCGUCAUCAGCAUCGAAAAUUACACCAUAUACUGCGGCGAUGCUGAUGAGAACAAAGUAGGUGGCUGCGCGAUAGCUGUGAGGAACGAUUACAAGAACCUGGUGGAGGAAUUUGGCUCAACGUCGUCUAGAUGCGCCUUUCUACGACUGCGGGAUCGCAGAGGACGUAAACUCUGGAUCGUAAAUGCUCACGCACCUACGGAAACCGCUGAGGACAACAGUAAGGACGCCUUCUAUGAUGAACUCAAUGCGUUGAUGUCUAAAAUACCAAGCCAGCAGGUGGUCAUUGUCGGAAUCGACGCUAAUGCGAAGAUGGGACUCGAACAGCAAUCCGAUGUGCUAGGAAAUGGUACUAUGCAGCGGAGCGCACGUCGGACAACGGUGACCGUCUGGUCGACUUGUGCGAACAGACGGGCCUCAUCAUCGCUUCCACGUUUAAGAGGAAUCAUCAACUCCAUCAGCUCACUUGGCAGGGCUCGACUGCGUUACGUUAUUCCUCAGUCAGAUAUCCGAAAAUCUAGAGCUGUUUGGGACGUCGCGUUCGACUCUGACCACCAGUUCUUCUCAGCUUCAAGAUACGGUUCCACAAGAGAAACCGAGAAGUUCCUCUUCAACCGAAAAUCGACAUGGCAGACCUUGCUGAACCGGCUAGCACCGUCAGCUCCUGAACUCGAGCACGUUCAUAGACCGACGUAUGCGGUUAAGGAGGAGCCACCGACCGAGUCGGAGGUUCUAGUCUGUAUUCAAAAAAUGAAGAAUGGAAAAUUUGGUGAAGACGACGGGAUUAGCGCAGAAAUUCUGAAAUGUCUUGCUCCGUCUGAGAUUCGUGAGAUGACAGAGAUCAUCCGUUCAAUAUGGAUAGACGAAAGGAUUCCUGACUCGUGGAAAUACGCUAUCAUAGUUCCCCUCCACAAGAAGUUAUCCGUCACGGACCCUAGGAAUUAUCGAGGAAUUUCUUUGUUGCGUGUUAUGUACAAGGUAUUGGAGCGGAUUAUCCCGGACCGACUCAUUAAACAUCGCGAAGAAACAACGCGCGACGAGCAAGCUGGCUUUCAUCCUGGCCGAUCUACGUUUGACCAGGUGUUCAUCGUCAGGAGAGUGAUCGAAAUCUGGGAACGGCCGUCUUUUCAACGCGCUACGUGCCGAUGGAGUAAGUUCGUUCGCUUGCUUGAUGACAUGAAUCAACGAACAACUGCUGCAGUUAGAACACCAGCCGCAUUUUCGCCAUCGACCACAUUAUGCGAAGAACACCAGUGUCCUGCCGACAUUGUCUUAGCACCAUCAGGGUAUCCCUUGACUGAUCUCGAGUACGCCGACGAUGUUGUUAUAUUCGCGGAAAGCAGUACGAAACUUCAGCAUGUUGUCAACCUUGUACCGAAGCUGACUGCAGCCUAUGGACUACGUCUACGCUCUGAUAAAUGCAAGCAGAUGUGGAUCUCUUCGAGACCUCGAACGGGAAUCAGGGUGGAUGGACAACCGAUAGAACUCGUCGAUGAGUUCUGUUACCCGGGCUGUACGCUGAAGAAAAACGGCAGCUACGAGAGAGAUGUUCAGCAAAGAUGCGCUAAGGCCACUUCUGCAUUUAACUCCUUAACGAAAUGCCUGCGGUCGGCCCCCAACGAAGUCGAGCUGCGAGUCUACCUAUCCGCAAUUCGCCCCAUCAUGAUGUACGGAUCGGAGACUUGGCCAGCACCAUCUACAGUGAUGGAGAGGCUUGAUUGCACGGAACGAAAGCUGCUUAGACGGCUACUUGGCCACUUUUGGCCUAGGGCAUGCCACAAUGAAGAUCUUUACGCAGAAAUUGAUGUGGUUUACUGGCGGAUGACACGUGGAAGAUAUCACCAUCUUGCACCGCCUUCGAAAGCGGCUAAAGUGAAUCGUCUUCGCUUCUUCGGUCAUAUAUUAAGGAGACCGGCAGAUCGUCUUAUUCAACGAGAUUUGAGGAGUUCGUCGGGUUCGAGCUGGAAGAAGCCCCCUGGCCGAAAACGGAAGUUCUGGAUUGAGGUGAUGAAAGAGGACCUGAGGACAUUCGCCGUGGAUAGGCAGUUCAGGCGAGACGUAAGGUUUCGCAGAAUAUGGAACAGUGACGAAUGGAUUGAUUCUGUGCAAGCUCUCGCAGAAGAUCGAGAAGGUUGGGCAGAGCUGUGUUCAAGGACGGCACACCUCGGCGAAGAUGCGGGUAAUCGCGUACAUUCUGGAAUCAAAGGUCUAGUAACCGAUGCCGUCACUGGAGAGCCAAUUAACGAAGCAAUUGUAUGGAUUCGUAACGGCACUGCACCGUUGCCGAUACGCCAUCCAGUCACCACAUGGCUUCUUGGAGAUUACUACCGUAUCCUGCCACCCGGACAUUACGAAGUAAUCGUCCAAGCCGAGAGUUACGAACCAAGUGCUCGCAAUGUGACCGUGACGAAUAAAGUCCGAGAUAGUGCCACGAUCGUCGACUUCGCACUGAAGCCGCUCAUCGAAAAACCACCAACGGAUGAAGAGAUCGUACAACUUGUUGAAGCUCUCGAACAACAAGGACAGGAGUAG
This is a messenger RNA of Necator americanus (New World hookworm), 3774 nucleotides long. RefSeq lists its product as uncharacterized. The transcript is spliced from 19 exons. Bases 1 to 3774 code for a protein of 1257 amino acids. Lineage: Eukaryota; Metazoa; Nematoda; Chromadorea; Rhabditida; Ancylostomatidae. Gene Ontology annotation, biological process: peptide metabolic process; protein processing. Gene Ontology annotation, molecular function: metallocarboxypeptidase activity; zinc ion binding. The record is from RefSeq and is a predicted model, not a curated record.